Phasianus colchicus (ring-necked pheasant) is the source of this 1324-nucleotide messenger RNA. RefSeq names its product ninjurin 1 (gene NINJ1). The record is from RefSeq and is a predicted model, not a curated record. NCBI's taxonomy places the organism in Eukaryota, Metazoa, Chordata, Aves, Galliformes, Phasianidae. Gene Ontology annotation, biological process: tissue regeneration; cell adhesion. Gene Ontology annotation, cellular component: membrane.
UUCUCUCUUAACCGCGGCCAGACGGGGGAGCCGAUACAAAAGGGGUUCCCGGAGGCUGCCGGCAGCAGUCGCGGCGGCCUCUCCUGCUCCGUUCGGAGAGCCGAGAUGGACUCCAGCGGCGAGAGCCACGAGCUGAACGGGCGGGCGGAGGGAGCGGAGCCGGCGGUGGUCGAGCGGUACAGACCAUCACAGUGGUUUCAGAGAAAUGGACCUAUGAAUAUCAACCACUACGCAAACAAGAAGAGCGCUGCGGAGAGCAUGCUGGACAUUGCUCUGCUGAUGGCCAAUGCAUCACAGCUGAAAGCUGUGAUUGAGCAAGGACCUUCUUUUUCAUUCUACAUGCCCCUUAUUGUUCUUAUCAGCCUGUCGCUCACAAUGCAAGUUAUGGUGGGAGUACUCCUGAUAUUCCUUGUAAAAUAUGACCUUAACAACCCUGCAAAACAUGGUAAGCUGGAUUUCCUCAACAACCUCGCAACCGGACUAGUAUUCAUUAUAGUUGUUGUGAACAUUUUCAUCACUGCCUUUGGAGUUCAGAAGCCAGGUGUCAAGUCAGAGUAAAGGCAGUAAGUACAAGAGAUCUGAAGCAUUCGUUCUUCUAUAGAUGCCAUUUGCAUGUGGGCCAGCUACACUUGGACACAUUAAAAAAAAAAUCUGAAGAAGCCAGACACACAGAGCAGCUUUCUCAGGUUUCCAACAAGCAACACAUCUGUGUACCUGGAGUUUUCCAAUGUGUUAAUACUUCAAUUGGCAUCUAAGGAAAGAUUGCUUUUGACCCAAGGACACUGCUUUUCCAGGGAUUGGCAUUUCAAUUUGUAGAUAAUUUUUCAGAAAAGUGGCAUAAACAGGUAGCAUUGACCGAUGGGACUUCACACAUUUCAAGACUUCCCAUUUCUGUGCCUUUUGCUUUUACAGUGACUUGACAUUUACACAGUGGUAAGAAGCUGCAGGCCUCCAGUCUGGCACGUUCCCAUUGUCCUUCAUUUCAUCCACUUGGUACCUAUGCUGCCUGUAGCACAGCAGUUUUCCCUUGCAUUUUUCCAAGGUAGCUGUGUCUUGUUUUCUGUCCCUCUCCGAGUUUCAUUCUUUAACUAAAACAGCGCUACACCUAGAAGCAGUAGACUAUCUUUUGGCCAGUUUUUCCUCACAGGUAGUCCUGCAUUCUGUUUCUUCAUUUCUGGACCACAGUUAAAGCUCUCUUCUGUCUGCACAGACACACAGAUAACCUCACUGCUCCAUCACUUAUUCCUAUACUCCAUUUUUUCUGUGUGAUUCUGUAAUGGCCGAAAACUGGAGCAUAGGAAGUUCCGCACCAAUGUGCGCAGGA